Molecule: messenger RNA, 1624 nt
Organism: Solanum stenotomum
Lineage: Eukaryota; Viridiplantae; Streptophyta; Magnoliopsida; Solanales; Solanaceae
Product: transcription factor TCP14-like
Exons: 2
Coding region: 169-1401 (410 amino acids)
Cellular component (GO): nucleus
Molecular function (GO): DNA-binding transcription factor activity; sequence-specific DNA binding
Source: RefSeq, a predicted model, not a curated record
AAGAGAGAGAAAGAAACAUACAGAGACCCACAAAGAAUUAAAUAUAGUGUCUGUCACUAUUUUCUCAUAAAAAGAACUUGGCCUAGCUAGUGAGAAAAAAAAAAGAGAAAGAAGGGGAUCAUUUUAUUUUUUUAAGAGCGAGUUUUUAGUCAUUACUACUUUGUGAACAUGGAUGGAGGAGGUGAUGAUCAUCUCCACCAACACCACCAACACAAUCACCGCCCUAUCGCGACUUUUCCGUUCCAAUUACUUGAGAAAAAAGAAGACGAAGCUUGUUCCAGUUCAUCCAACGCUGCAACUGCUUAUACUACUUCUCUUGCCAUUUCAAACACAGAUAAUACUCAUACAAACCCUAAUAAUACACCUCGAUCAACAAUUUCAACUCUUCAAAUCUCAGCUUCUGGUGCCGAUACAUCUAAAAAGCCGCCCCCAAAGCGAACCUCCACCAAAGACCGCCACACUAAGGUUGAUGGUCGUGGCAGACGUAUCCGCAUGCCUGCGCUUUGUGCAGCUAGGGUUUUUCAGCUCACACGGGAACUCGGUCAUAAAUCCGAUGGUGAAACCAUAGAGUGGCUACUUCAACAAGCGGAACCAGCAGUAAUCGCCGCUACAGGAACCGGUACAAUUCCAGCAAACUUCACGUCGCUUAAUAUUUCACUACGUAGCUCAGGCUCCAGCAUGUCAGUACCUUCACAGCUACGAUCUUCAUAUUUCAAUCCGAAUUUUUCGCUCUCACAACGACGAGGGCUAUUUCCUCCGGGAAUUGGAUUGUCGACUGAUACUUCAGCUACUACGUUGUUGAAUUUUCAGUCGGCGAAUUUAAGCCCUAAUAUGCAGUUACAAACAAAGCCUGAAUUGCGUGACAAUUCAAUCGAUUUAACGGAGUCGAGUCCGGCGGAGGAUAAUUUAAGUAGGAAACGAAGGUCAGAUUUAGAUUUGGAGCAGCAGCAGCAUCAACAACAACAGCAAAUGGGAAGCUAUUUGCUACAGUCGAGUACUGGUACGAUGCCAACAAGCCAUUCUUCAAUUCCGGCUAAUUUUUGGAUGGUGACGAAUCCGAUUCCUAGUAACCAAGUGAUGGGAGGCGAUCCGAUUUGGCCGUUUCAAUCAGUAAGCAAUUCUGGUGCAGCAGCUGCUUUGUAUAGAGGCACAAUGCCAAGUGGAUUGCAAUUUAUGAAUUUUCCCACUCCAGUUGCGCUUUUGCCUAGUCAGCAACUAGGCGGCGGCAGUAGCGGUGGCGGCGGUAAUAAUGGAUUGGGAGAAGGUCAAUUAGGCAUGUUUGCCGGACUAAAUCCGUAUAGAGGUGGUGGCGGUGUAUCGGAAUCUCAGGCGAGUGGGUCCCAUUCGCAUCACGGCGGUGGCACGGAUGAUCGGCACGAUACAACGAGCCAUCAUUCAUAGCUAUAGACUGCUGAUUGAUUGAUCAUUAUAUUCAUCCAUUCUUUCCCAACUUGUGUUUUGUAAGUUUGGAUGUUUAAAGUUCCUUAUAUUUUUCUUUCUUGUUGUUAAAUUUGUUCUGAACAUUCUUUUUUCUUUCUUCACCUUUUUUAUCGUGUGAUUAAUUUGCCUUACGAGUUUGAAGAGGGCACAGUUUUAACAAAAGAAGGAGUAUUUGAUGAGUGAU